AUUCUCGGCACCAUUUUCCGUUUCUGCGACCGGUCAGCGCCCCCCUCCCGGGCCCUUCUGAAGAGGCGGCGCUCGAACAGGUUUGUUUUUGUAUCUGAAAAGCAGAGUUACCCAAGGGGAGAAGGAAAUGGAGAGGAAGAUGGAGAGAGAGAGAAAGAGAGCGAUAGCGAUAGCUAUCUUCCAUCCACUGGUUUAUUCCCCAAAUGGCCUCAAACCCUGCUGAAGCCAGGAGCCUGGAACUCCAUCUGGGUCUCCCAUGUGGGUCGCGGGGCCCAAGCAGUUGAGUCAUCUUCCACUUCUUUCCCAGCACUCUGUUUUCUACAGUGGACACUGAUGAAAUACCAGCCAAAAGACCAAGAUUAGAUUGCUUUAUUCAUCAAGUGAAAAACAGUCUCUACAAUGCUGCCAGCUUAUUUGGAUUCCCAUUCCAACUGACCACAAAGCCCAUGGUAACUUCUGCUUGUAAUGGAACACGGAAUGUGUCCUCUUCAGAAGAGGUAUUUUCAGGCUCUUCAUCUUGUGAACUGACAGGUUCUGGAUCCUGGAACAACAUGCUGAAACUGGGUAAUAAAUCUCCUAAUGGAAUAAGUGACUAUCCAAAGAUCAGAGUGACGGUAACCCGAGAUCAGCCACGCAGAGUUCUGCCUUCCUUUGGUUUUACCUUGAACUCAGAAGGCUAUAACAGAAGACUAGGUGGCCGUCGCCAUAGCAAAGGCAAUCCAGAGAGUUCCUUAACGUGGAAACCUCAAGAACAGGCUAUAACCGAGACAAUUUCUGAAGAGAGUAGCAAAGGUCUGAGGCGUCCUCACUGCACUGUGGAAGAGGGUGUUCAAAAAGAAGAAAGAGAGAAAUAUCAAAGGUUAUUAGAACGACUUAAAGAAACUAGUCAUGGAAGUUCUGUCCCUUCUGUAACUUCAAAUCAUCACAGUUCUCAAAGAAGUCAGAUGGAUGCAUUAAAGACCAAAGGCUGGGGGGAAGAACAAAAUCAUGGAGUCAAAACAACUCAGCUUGUUCCAAAGCAAUAUAGAGUUGCUGAAACAAGGGGACUUCUAUGUCCAGUGAGAAGUGAAAAAAGGUGCUUUAAGGGGAAAAUUUCUGAUACAGAGAAGAUGGUUGGCAUCAGACUUGACAAUGAAGGUAGGAGGGGACACCAGCUGGAGCCUGACCUAUCAGAAGAAGUGUCUGCCCGGCUCCGCCUGGGCAGUGGAAGCAACGGCUUACUCAGGAGGAGAAUGUCGAUACUUGAGACCAAGGAAAAGAAUUGCGCAAGCAAAGAGAGGGAUAGGAGAGCGGAUGAUCUCCUUGAACUUACAGAGGACAUGGAAAAGGAAAUCAGUAAUGCUCUAGGCCAUGGUCCACAGGAUGAGAUCCUAAGUAGUGCUUUUAAAUUGCGAAUUACUCGAGGCGAUAUCCAGACCUUAAGGAACUAUCACUGGCUGAACGACGAAGUCAUUAAUUUUUAUAUGAAUCUUCUGGUUGAAAGAAAUAAAAAGCAAGGCUAUCCAGUACUUCAUGCAUUCAGUACUUUCUUCUAUCCUAAAUUAAAGUCUGGGGGUUACCAAGCAGUAAAAAGAUGGACCAAAGGGGUAAAUCUCUUUGAACAGGAACUUAUUCUGGUGCCUAUUCAUCGAAAGGUACACUGGAGCCUGGUGGUGAUGGACCUAAGAAAAAAGUGUCUUAAAUAUCUGGAUUCUAUGGGGCAAAAGGGCCACAGGAUUUGUGAGAUUCUUCUUCAGUAUUUACAGGAUGAAAGUAAGACCAAAAGAAACAUUGAUCUGAAUCUUUUAGAGUGGACCCACUACAGCAUGAAGCCACAUGAGAUUCCUCAACAGUUGAAUGGGAGUGAUUGUGGAAUGUUUACUUGUAAAUAUGCAGAUUAUAUUUCUAGGGACAAACCUAUCACAUUUACUCAGCACCAGAUGCCUCUCUUCCGGAAGAAGAUGGUGUGGGAAAUCCUUCAUCAGCAGUUGCUGUGAGAAUGCCCCACCUGGCCCCCCAGCUGCUGGUGGUCUUUCACGGACAUUUCCAUAUACCUCAUGCAUUGUGGGUUAAAAGGUCCCUGCAUCACUUCUGUUCCCGCACAGGUACUGAGCUGUCAAAGAGCAUGAAGGCCUCUCUCUGCGCCACAGUCCUGACUUUGGGUGCGGAGGGCUGCUUGUAACCCUGUUUGUAGGGCUGUGCCUGCUCAGAGCCCUGGACUAUUCAACCCACACAAGAACAAACGCUAAUUAAUAUGUUUUUUAAAAAAAUUUAUUUCCCUAUGAAUGUGGGAAAUGCAGGAUUUAUUCUAUGAAUUGUUUUUCUCUGUGUGUUUGUUCACGUGUAUUCAUUUGCUCACUCAUUUGCAAACACAAUGGGCAGUGGCUAUUUUCCGCUGCUCUUUUACAGUUAAUUCUAAAUUGCUUGUUAAACUAUUUAUUUCUGAAAGGAAUGUUAAUCAAGUUGCCAUUCCUGCUGAAGACCAGGAUAGAAAUCAGUGGGGGGAGGCAGGAAGCGGUAAUAACUUCUCCAACCUGGAGCAGUAGCUGCCAACUUGAAGCUGGAGGUCUUUUUUUUUUUCUUUCCUUUUUUUUUGAGACUUGAAAAUGCCAGGAGAAAUGAAAAUGCUGUGGUGUAGGACUCUGGUUUCUUUUCAGAGGAAGUCUGACACCACAGCAUUGGCACAGCGCGGUGGAAAAGUGGGGCUCUGGCCGGGGGACUCUGGCCAUCCAAGCAUCUUGAGAAGAGUGUCAUGGUCAUCUUAAAGAGACUUCCCUUUCUGGAAAUGAAGUGACUUGGCUUACUCUUGAAACUGGAUUCACAGUCACUGUGUACCCUAAAUCUUCAUUGUAGUCACAGAUCUGGUUGAGUAUAAACCUCAGAAUUGUCAGGUCUGGCCUGAGCUGUUGAUUUCAAAAGAUCCUAUUCAGUUUAAACCUAUUUUUCCUCAGAAUCUUUUGUCUCCUAUAUAUUAAAUCAAAAUUAAGUUUUGUACUCAUUAAGAUUAACAUCCCAUCCUCCCACUCUGCUCCCACUGACAUUUGUGGAAAAAAUGUUAGUACUUGGCUCUGAGGUUGCCAGUUAUACAAUAAUCUAUUUUGCAUAUGAAAGUUUGUAUUUAACUUUUGUUCUGAAAAACCUUACAGAUGUGGUUAUGCAUUUUUAAUUUCAGAAAGUUUAGAAUUGGUCAGAACAUAUUUUGCAAGGUCUAGUGCCUAGUGUUGCUUUUCUGAUGUAAUAAAAGGUUGUCUGGCAGAACCUGAAAAGUAUAUGCUGAAAUGAUUUCUAACCCUUUCCCUACUUAAACCUCCCAAACUUGUUCUGGCACAUAAAAGCAAGAGGUAAAACUGGAAAAAUUUGGCAUGUUUUAGCUCUGACUGUACAUGUCAGCCCUUUGGGUGGAGCAGCCAGUGUUCUCUUAAGACUUAGAAAGGCCUUGGUGUAGCACCUGGGGCCUGUGUUGUGGAUUGAAAUUACAGUGCCUGCUUGCUGGCCAAACCAGAGGACACGUGGGUAAAUGAUGAUUGAAGGAUGAGUUUGGUGUGCUAAGUCUCCCUCAAGUGUAGGCUACGCAGAAAGUCCUUCCUGCAGCCCUCUUCCUUUUCCUUAGAGUUCCUGGAGCUGUGCCAAUGAGUGUUGGGAGCUGAGAGCUGGCAUAGCCAAGGAAAGCCAGAGUUUUGGUGGCAGUGUUCUAUUAAAAACUGGUUCCCACUGGGCAACAACAUUUCUCUGAGAAUUUAAUACCUUGGUUAAGAUCUGUCAUGUUAGGUAAUCCUUUGAGGCAUGGCAGUUUAUAUGCUGCCCACUGAAUGCUACUGGGGGUUGAUGUAGUAGUUGAGGGACUUGUGAAGAGCAGAUUUCAUUGAGCUUCCCAUUAAAGUGAACUCCUCAGGCUCCUUCCUAGUGCUCUCCCAAGACUUAACGAAAUUGGUCCGUGCAGAGUGUUAAGCUGGAGAGAGGCAUUCUGCUUUGCCAAGAGUUCCUGAAUCUAAUGUGAGAGAACAAGCUGUACUUCCUCUAGGCCCUGUGUCUACACAGUUCAUAGGAAAACAGUCAGGUGAUGAAAACAGUGACUGAUUUUAUCAGUAGCAAAUUAGCAACAUGGAAGCUAGUGAUUUUUUUUCUCUAAUUGCAGUAGUAUGGGGGUCUGAUAAGAUACAGUGAACUUGCUGUAAAUAAAUAGUCCCUAGUUUUUAGUAGGUAGUCUCUCUUAAAAGCUGAUAAAAACUAAACAAAUAACACUGUUGGUGAGCAAGCACCUUUCUUUGUACCAGAGCCCAGUGGGGUGGGAGAGAAAUACACCCAGGGCAUGGAAGAAGGUGUUCUUGGGAGCCCCGUAGUCUACCUCAGUUAUUUAAGGCUCUUAGACUCUCUGAUCUUCUCCUCCUCUGCAGUCCUAAGCGUAACUUCGGAAACACCAUGGCGAGGGUGGCUAUCUGCCUGCAUUGUGAAGAGUUGCUUGGUGCUUGGGACCAAGGUGUGGGUGCCAGAAGAAUGUGUCGUGGGAGAAAUAGUGAACCUCAGAUAAUAAAUAAGCAAUCCAGAGGUACUGAAGUUUAUCUUAACUUUAGUACUGUAGUUAGGCUGCAUUGUUUCAAUUGGCUUCUGUGAACUAAUUGGAAACCUCUAAUCUCUUUCUAACAGUUUCUUUGAGAGUAACUCCAGGUAUUCAACCAAACUUUUGGUUCUUAUUUGUAAGUUGGACCUAGCAGGCUGUGUUGUUUUGAUAAUGUUUUUCUUUUUAAUUUACCUAAUAUAUACAAGGAUGAGGUUUGGGUGUAUUGGAAGGUGUUGAUUUUAUCUAUUUACCAAUAAAUUCAUCUCUUUAAUUCA
Lepus europaeus (European hare) is the source of this 4812-nucleotide messenger RNA. It is a transcript of the gene SENP2, whose product is annotated as SUMO specific peptidase 2. The record is from RefSeq and is a predicted model, not a curated record. Gene Ontology annotation, biological process: protein desumoylation. Bases 447 to 1976 code for a protein of 509 amino acids. NCBI's taxonomy places the organism in Eukaryota, Metazoa, Chordata, Mammalia, Lagomorpha, Leporidae. The transcript is spliced from 18 exons. Gene Ontology annotation, molecular function: deSUMOylase activity. Gene Ontology annotation, cellular component: nucleus.